This is a messenger RNA of Homalodisca vitripennis (glassy-winged sharpshooter), 1903 nucleotides long. RefSeq names its product serine/threonine-protein phosphatase 4 regulatory subunit 3-like. Gene Ontology annotation, biological process: protein dephosphorylation; DNA damage response. Gene Ontology annotation, molecular function: protein phosphatase activator activity. NCBI's taxonomy places the organism in Eukaryota, Metazoa, Arthropoda, Insecta, Hemiptera, Cicadellidae. The record is from RefSeq and is a predicted model, not a curated record. Gene Ontology annotation, cellular component: protein phosphatase 4 complex; nucleoplasm.
UCCUUUGUGUAAACCCCUUUCCUUCAAAUGGUGUUAGGAAACCAAAAUGGCUGAUAUUUUUAUCGAGUAGUCAGUUGUUGAUAGUUUCCUUCAAAUAUCGCGAGUGUGUUUAUUAUUGUGAAUAUCAGGGAUUUGAAAUGUUACUGACAUCAAUAGCCAAGUGUGAUCAAUGGCAGAAUGAGCUUGAAUGCAUGUGAAAUCCAGUGUGAAGUGUUCAAUAUUGUGUCUAAACCUUCAGCGUUUUAGCCUAUUUAGUAUACAUUUGAUCUAGAAUACACGGUAAAUUGUUUGGUCGUUUUUGAACAGAAUUGGUCGUAAGGACACAUUUUAACUUUUGAAAGAGAAUUUUUAUUUUACACGUCUUUAUUUUAAGUUAUGGAUCAAGCCAUCUUACCAUGGUGAAUUAAGGAAUUUGCAUUUAUUUUUCAGAUGUGAAGUGACUGCACUCUGAGACAAGGCCAUGACGGAUACACGGAGGCGAGUCAAGCUGUAUGCGCUCAACGCAGACCGCCAGUGGGAUGACAGAGGAACGGGCCAUGUCUCAUCCAACUACGUUGAAAGACUUAAAGGCAUUUCACUUCUUGUCCGAGCUGAAGCAGAUGGGUCCCUUCUGUUGGAGUCCAAAAUUCAGCCUGAUACAGCCUAUCAAAAACAACAGGAUACACUCAUUGUUUGGUCUGAAGGGGACAAUUUUGAUUUGGCUCUCAGUUUUCAAGAAAAAGUCGGCUGUGAUGAAAUUUGGGAGAAGAUUUGUCAGGUGCAAGGUAAAGACCCGUCAGUGGAGAUCACCCAGGAUAUUGUGGAAGAGUCGGAGGAUGAGAGGUUCGAUGACAUGUCUGACUCUGCUCCGCCCAUUGAACUGCCACCUUGUGAACUCAGCAGACUAGAGGAGAUCAGUGAGCUCAUAGCGAGUUGUCUGUCUUCACCUCUGCGCAAGGAGAAGCUUGCCGCUGCCAUUGAAAAUGAAAACUACAUCCGCAAACUUCUCAAUCUGUUUCAUAUGUGCGAGGAUCUUGAAAACGCUGAAGGACUUCAUUACCUCUAUGAAGUGUUUAAAAACAUUUUUUUACUGAACAAAAAUGCGUUAUUUGAAGUGAUGUUUGGAGAUGACACAAUAUUUGAUGUUGUGGGUUGCCUGGAAUACGACCCAAGUCUACCAGCACCAAAGCGACACCGUCAGUACCUUAAGACGUGUUCAAAGUUCAAAGAGGUAAUACCAAUGAGCAACCCCGAACUGUUGGCCAAGAUACACCAAACUUACAGAGUCCAGUACAUUCAAGAUGUUGUUCUGCCCACCCCUUCCGUCUUUGAGGAUAAUAUGCUAUCAACACUGUCCAGUUUCAUAUUUUUUAACAAAGUUGAGAUUGUAAAUUUAAUUCAAGAAGACGAAAAGUUUUUAAGUGAUUUAUUCAGCCAAUUAACAGAUGAGUCGACGCUAGAUUCUAAAAGAAGAGACCUGGUAUUGUUUUUAAAAGAAUACUGUAACUUCUCACAAAAUCUCCAGCCACAAGGAAAAGAAACAUUUUAUAAGACACUGUCUUCUUUGGGAAUUUUACCUGCACUGGAAAUCACCCUGUCCUCUGAGGAUAUUCCAACAAAGACUGCAUCAAUAGACAUCUUGACAUACAUCGUAGAGUUCUCUCCAUCAGUGGUGCGGGAAUACACGCUACAGCAAACCUCCAGCUCUGAUGAGGAGCUAAUACUACUGAAUGUAAUUAUCGAACAAAUGAUCUGUGACACGGACCCAGAGUUGGGCAGGGCGGUACAGCUGAUGGGUAUCCUGAGAAUACUGAUCGAACCAGAGAACAUGCUGGCCUCCAUUAAUAAGACAGAGAAAACUGACUUUCUCAACUACUUCUACAAACACACAGUAUACACUUGCUCAUAGGUAAGUUUGUUGUGC